CAGCUAAUCAUGAAAUUUAGUUCAUAUAUCGCACACCUGUGGCACAUGUAAGAUUUAUGGUGCGUUCGGUAUGAUAUUAGUUUUAAUAGAUUGGAUAUUAGUGAGCUAUAUAAGUGCAGGUGUUGUGCCAAAUAUGAUUUUUAUAAAAUGUUACUUGAAUUGGUGCUUUCAAGUGCGUUCGUUUGUGUGAUUCGAGGUGACAGUUUUCCUUCACUCCUCACCACGAAUGCUACUUUAGCCGUUAUCAUUGACCGCGAAUUCUUAUCAAACGAAUACGAGGUUAUAAAACACGCAAUCGAAUCCUACUUGGUGUUUGCAAAACGAGAAAUUUUGAAACACGGAGGGGUGAACGUCCAGUAUUAUUCGUGGACGACUAUUAACAUCAAAAAAGAUGUUACUGCCAUUUUUAGUAUUGCUUCAUGUCCUGAUACUUGGCGAUUAUUUCGACAGGCUAGAGACGCGAAUUUACUACAUAUGGCAAUCUCUGAGUCAGACUGUCCGAGAUUACCGCCCGAUGAGGCAAUUACAGUACCACUGAUAACCCGAGGUGAAGAACUGCCUCAACUGUUACUCGACCUGCGAACUAGACAGACCUACAACUGGAACUCAGCUUUCAUUCUCUACGACGACACCCUAAGCAGAGACCAAGUGACUCGAGUUGUAAAGUCCAUAACGGCCCAGUACUCAAAUUUGCGCGUAAAUGCCGCUGCUAUUUCAUUUGUAAAACUCGAAACGCGCCUCCCUAUGGACGAAAUCCGACGCCAAGUCAAAGAAAUCCUCUCUUCGGUGUCAAUCAAAACAGUCGGAGGCAACUUUCUCGCGAUUAUUGGCUACGAACUCGUCGAACUUUUGAUGGAAUACGCGAAAAUGUUCGGACUUGUCAACACCCGAACCCAGUGGCUUUACAUAAUCUCGAACACACAUUUCAGGCACAAGGAUAUUAACCGUUUCAGGCAGUUGCUGUCAGAAGGCGACAAUAUCGCCUUUUUGUACAACAACACCGUAAAUAACGACACUUGCACUGGGGGCAUUCAGUGCCACUGCGAGGAAAUCCUCUCAGGUUUCACUCGCGCCUUAGACGAGGCUAUUCUCUUCGAAUGGGAGACUUCGAGUCAGGUCUCGGACGAGGAAUGGGAAGCGAUCAGACCGUCGAAACUUGACCGAAGAAACUCGCUUUUGCAAGGAAUUAAAACCUUUUUACUGCAACGUGGCCAGUGUGACAACUGCACCUCCUGGCUGAUGAAAACGGGGGACACCUGGGGGCGCGAGUACCAGCAAAACGGCACCGACUCUGGGGGGCUCAUCUCGGUCGGGAACUGGAGGCCCAGUGACGGGCCCUCCAUGUCCGACGAGUUGUUCCCACACAUAGUCCACGGUUUCAGAAAACGCAAUCUCCCCAUAGUCACAUUUCACAACCCCCCCUGGCAGAUAAUCAGAUCGAACGAGUCGGGCGCGGUGUCGGAAUACGCGGGCGUCAUUUUUGAGCUCAUUAAGGAACUAUCAAAGAACUUAAAUUUCACGUAUACAGUCGAGUUGGCCAAAAUCGGGCAGGAGUUUUCGGCCAAUUUGACGAAAAAUGAGGCACAAGUCGUUACAAAUUUCAUCCCUGACUCGAUUCUGGACAUGAUACGCAACAAAUCGGUCGCUUUCGGCGCCUGUGCUUUCACCGUAACGGAGGAAAGCAAGCGUUUGAUCAACUUUACCAGCCCCAUAAGCACCCAGACUUACACUUUUCUGGUGUCACGGCCGCGCGAGUUGAGCCGGGCUUUGCUGUUCAUGUCCCCGUUCACCGGCGAUACCUGGCUUUGCCUUUCGGCUUCGAUCGUUUCAAUGGGCCCGAUUUUGUAUUACAUUCAUAAAUACAGUCCUGUUUACGAGUACAAGGGUCUGAGUAAGCGGGGCCUGUCGUCGGUUCAGAACUGUAUCUGGUACAUGUAUGGGGCCCUUUUGCAGCAAGGUGGCAUGCAUCUUCCUCAAGCCGAUAGCGCGAGGAUUAUUGUGGGGGCUUGGUGGCUGGUUGUCUUGGUUUUGGCCACGACUUAUUGCGGUAAUCUGGUCGCGUUUUUGACUUUUCCCAAAAUUGAUAUUCCGAUUACGACGAUUGAUGAGCUGCUGGCUCACAGCGGGACUGUUACUUGGAGUAUGCCGAAAGGGAGCUAUCUAGAGCGGACUUUGAAAUACACGACUGAGCCGAGAUUUCGCUAUUUGUUUGAUAAAAAAGUCGAAGUUGGGAAUUUCAAAAACAUGAUUGAGGAUAUAGAGAACGGGAAACACGUCCAUAUUGAUUGGAAAAUCAAAUUGCAAUAUAUUAUGAAGCAGCAGUACUUGGAUUCGGAUCGAUGCGACUUGGCUUUAGGUCUUGACGAAUUCUUGAAUGAACAGUUAGCAAUGGUGGUGUCUCAAGACACCCCAUACUUGGAAAUAAUCAAUGAUGAGAUCAAAAAAUUGCACCAAGUGGGGUUGAUCCAAAAGUGGCUCACGGAUUAUCUCCCCAAGAAAGACCGCUGUUGGAAGAACAAUCGGCACAUAGUCGAAGUGAACAACCACACGGUCAACAUGGACGACAUGCAAGGAAGUUUUUUUGUCCUGUUUUUAGGUUUUCUCCUGUCGUUUUUUAUCACAAUCGGGGAGAAGCUGUGGCACAAAUACGUGACCAAGAAAAAAAUGAAAAUAAUCCAGCCAUUCACCACAUAAUUUUAUUCAACAAGAAAAUCCAUUAAAUAUGUAUCUAAUCUAAAUAUGUGAAUAAAUUGAUUACAUAAACGUUAGUAGUUCUUAGCAAUGAUGUAAGCUUGCGAAAUGAUCCUUGUUUUUGAAGACCGAUCCCCAGGCGCCGUACUGAUUAUCCUUCUUGUCGGUCUUAUGCCCGUUGUCCUUUUUCGAAAAGCUUUCGAAUGAUGAUUUUCUGUAAAAACUUUCUCGUAAAACCUGUUUAAAUUUAUGCAAAAAACUCGUUUCUGCUCUUACUUGGAUGACUGGCCCCAAGAGGCCUCAGCUACUUUGCUGGAGAUGGGAUCGCAAACAGCGCUUUGAACCAUGAUGACGAUGAUUUGGGUUUUUAAAGCACAAAAAAGCUACGGAACGUGGUGUAUAAGGGUAAGAACUUGGAGUUCAA
This is a messenger RNA of Tribolium castaneum (red flour beetle), 3115 nucleotides long. RefSeq names its product Ionotropic receptor 93a (gene Ir93a). Bases 148 to 2694 code for a protein of 848 amino acids. Gene Ontology annotation, cellular component: membrane. Lineage: Eukaryota; Metazoa; Arthropoda; Insecta; Coleoptera; Tenebrionidae. The record is from RefSeq and is a predicted model, not a curated record. Gene Ontology annotation, molecular function: ligand-gated monoatomic ion channel activity; signaling receptor activity. The transcript is spliced from 12 exons. Gene Ontology annotation, biological process: monoatomic ion transport.